Messenger RNA from Fundulus heteroclitus (mummichog), 2975 nucleotides. It is a transcript of the gene ccdc85al, whose product is annotated as coiled-coil domain containing 85A, like. The transcript has 4 exons. The record is from RefSeq and is a predicted model, not a curated record. Lineage: Eukaryota; Metazoa; Chordata; Actinopteri; Cyprinodontiformes; Fundulidae. Bases 449 to 1870 code for a protein of 473 amino acids.
CAGCGGAGAAGAGGCAGAGAGGAGAAGGGCUGAGCUGUUUCCUAUCUCUCCGCUUCUGCUUUGCACAGGAUACUCCCUCCCCUCUGCCUCCCACCGCCUUAACAUCCAGGUAGAGCUGCUCCCACUUUCCUCUCCUCUCCUCUCCUCUCCUCCCGGACAGGACCGGACCGCGCCGUGCAGCAGCUGCAUAGAGCCGGAUGAUGCAGCGAUAAGGACCACAGCAUCCUCCACCGCCCGGCAUCGUCAGCUUGUUGCUCUAUGGGAGAGCGGGAGAGCGGAGGGCAACACAGAGGCCGAAGCAUGCCGCUGAUCACCGAACGGUAACCCGCUUCCUCGUCGCCCCCCACCCUCCCUCCCUGCAGGUCGAUUGGAUGCGAGCGGAGCUGCUUGACGAACCCCCUCCACGAGUGUUUUCUGCCCUAUUGUCAGCGCCGGAGGAGCUUUGCCGAUGGAGAAGGCAACUCCGCCGCCUCAGCCCCAGCCGCAGCCCCAGCUCCAGCUGUCCAUAGCGAAGAGUGAAAGUCCGGCCGAGGACAUCUCAGGUCUGACGGACGAGGAGCUGCUGAGGUGGACCAAAGAGGAGCUGGUGCGCCGGCUGAGGCGCUCCGAGGCCGAUAAGAUGAGCGUGAUUCUCGACCACGGGAAUCUCAUCCGAGAGGUCAACCGCAGCCUCCAGCUGCACCUAAACGAGAUUAGGGGGCUGAAGGACAUCAACCAGAAGUUGCAAGAAGACAAUCGUGAGCUGCGGGACCUGUGCUGCUUCUUAGACGAUGACCGACAGAAAGGAAAGCGCGUGUCAAGGGAGUGGCAGCGCCUUGGACGGUACAGCGCCAGCAUCAUGCGAAAGGAGGUGACUCUGUACCUGCAGAAGCUCAAGGAGCUGGAGCUCAGGCAAGAGGAGGUGAUCCGGGAGAACCUGGAGCUGAAGGAGCUCUGCCUGCUGCUGGAUGACGAGAAGGGGGUUUUGGCCGGAGGGGGGGGUGUCACGGGGGGAGGCGGAGGGGGCGUAGGGAUGGGAGGAUGCCGCAACUCGAUAGACAGCCAGAACAGCUUGCUGCUGGUGCCGGGGCAGGGGCUUCUCAUGAGGGACGUGGGGGACGGGAGCAGCACCUCCAGCGCAGGGAGCGCUGACAGCUCGGACCACCCCCACCAUAAGCCGACUCACCUCUCUGCGGGAGUGGGCAGUGUCGGGAGCGGCAGGGAAAAAGGCAGCCCCGAACUUUUGCACAAACCCAGGUGUAGCAGCAUCAGCGGAGUGGGCGGCGCGGACAGGGAGGCGUCCAGCCCCGAGCUCCCGGCGGGGCGCCACCGGAGCACGAGCCUGGAGUACCCUUACACGCUGCCCCAGCUCUGCCGGCCCCGCUGCGGCUCCAUAUCCGUCCCCGACCACAGCCGGGUCAUGCGGGGCCUAAGCCCGGAAAAGUACGGGCGGAGCAUGGGCCACCGCAGCCCCGAGCAGCACCCCAAGCACCACAGCUCGGAUCUCCUUCUGGGCCAAAGGCAGCACUUCCUGGGCCAAGGGGGCAGCGGGGAGCUCUAUCAGAAGUACAAGCGGAGCAGUAUUAGCACCACGGGCUGUGGAAGCCCCGAACCCCGGCACGCACAUUUGGGGGUCGGCGAGCACCACGAAAAGGGCUGCAUGGUCCACAGCGGCAGCCCCGAGACUCACAGGCACCAGUACAGCGUGAGCCCGGACCACGUAAAGUUUGGCAGCCCUGUGAGGGAGGGCCAGAGGAGGCCAGCUGGUGACGAGCUGUCACCACACCAUCGGAGCAUCUACAACGGCAUGAAUGCUUUGAUAUCAGCAGGCUGCUGCACCAACAACUGCAGAAAUGUCAAGCUGUGGGACAGCUUUGACGCCUCCUCUUGACAACUUGACCACCCACGCCUCUCCAAAGAAAGAGGGGUGGUAGUGGGGCAGCCCUCCCGUGACUCUGGUCUUGACAGACUUCAGGGCCUCUGGAAGUCACCCUCCAUGGCUCCGGACCGUCUGUAGUCCCAGACCUCUUCCAUGUGCACAGCCCUUGAAACAGCCUGCCUCCGUGUUUUCAUUUCUACAUAUCAAGAGUUUGAGCAGAUGUGGAAUGGGAGUUUUCAUUUUUUUUUUUGUUUGUUUUGAUGAGAAUGCUAAUGACGAUUUGGAAGACUCACGAGGACUGCCACGGUUAAAUGGAUCAGAGUGGAUAUCUCUCAGUGCCAGCUGCGUUAUCGCUAACUCCUGGAGAGAAGACAGGGAGGCCGAAUGGGGAUUGGUGAGGAGAUUGGGGACAUCGCGCUGUUUGUGCUGCUACCCUCUGUUUACAAAUGUAGACCAUGAUUGGAGAAGCACAGAAAACUGUCAAUGCAUUGUUGUUUAAGUCACUUCUUUUCCCUCACUCUUUCCUCUUUCGCUUUCCUCCGCUCUCUCCGGGCCUCUACCUAAUGUUUAGCGAUUUAUUACCUUCAACAUGUGUAAUGAGACCGCAGUAAUCUAAUGUUCUGAAUCCAAAUCCAGACGAUCACAUGGCCGUCAUCGUUCCUCGUAAAAGCAUCACCACUCUGGCCAUUUGAAGUACAUGUAAAAACACAUUUUUUUUUCUCAAAGAUAAUCUAGCAAAGAAAAAAAACAACAACAACUUCCUGUGUCUUAAACCAAGAUGGUCAACAUUACUAGCUGCUGACAGAUGUUCUAGUUUAACAAAAUGCAAUUAUCAGGUGUAUUUUUUUCUUUUUUGUAUUAUCUUAUGCUCCCUUAAAGCGCCUAUAUUGAAGGUGGGUAGGAGGUGAUACGUUGUCCAUAUUGUUUUUUUGUUUGUUUGUUUGUUUUUUACAAGGAAGUGACGUCCAAGUAAAAAAGUAGAAUAUUGGAUUAGUUUUCUAUAUAUCUCUAUAUACAAAUAUAUUAUGAUUAUUAUUUUUGACUUACUGGUAUUAGAACUAUUAUAUGAAAAUGCAUAUGGUAUAUCAAAUAAUAAACAGAAGUGUUUAAUCUAAAA